UUCUGGUUCUGCUCCCCCCUGCUGCUAUUCUGUUCCAUGAGGGGCAAGGCAAGGUGUAGGACAACUGCCUUUGACUGGAAGCUGAUUGAUGCCAAGACCUGGGAGGUGGGUGAAGAGAGGGCUUCAAGCUCUAGGCCCUCAGCUGGCAUCAUUUUGUGCAAUCCGUGGAGCUGACCUGCACCAGCUGCAAACCUGGCCCGAGUCCGUCCCUCUUACUUCAGAAGAAACCUUUCAGCAUGCGAGUGUGUGAAACUGAGACUCUUCUAUAGAGAAACCCUCUUUCAGAGAUGCAAAGUCUCAGCCACUGCAUGGCCAGACACAGAGAUGGGGCCCACUUCUGCAAAUUCGCUUACGUGGAAAUUGGAAGAAGUAACUGCAGCCCAGACAGGUUUAGCCAAGCCAAUGGGACUAGUUGAAGGUCCAGGAGGCCUGGGCCAGGGAGGAAUGGCUGCUACUCUGAGAGAUGACAGUCAUGAGUCUGAGACUAAGUAUGAAGAAUAUGGUUACAAUGCCCAGCUUAGUGACCGGAUAUCCCUGGACAGGUCCAUUCCUGACUACAGACCAAAAAAGUGCAAGCAGAUGACCUACCCUGAUGACCUGCCCCAGAUUUCGGUGGUGUUUAUUUUUGUAAACGAGGCACUGUCUGUCAUCUUGCGCUCUGUGCACAGUGUUGUGAACCAUACUCCAUCCCAUUUGCUCAAGGAGAUCAUUCUGGUGGAUGACAACAGUGAUAACGUUGAGCUGAAGUUUAAUCUGGAUCAGUAUGUCAAUAAGAGAUACCCAGGCCUGGUGAAAAUAGUGCGUAACAACAAACGGGAAGGAUUGAUUAGAGCCAGAAUCCAAGGCUGGAAAGCGGCAACCGCUCCCGUUGUUGGUUUCUUCGAUGCUCAUGUUGAGUUCAACACUGGCUGGGUGGAGCCAGCACUUACCCGGAUCAAAGAAGACCGAAAGCGGAUCAUCCUCCCAGCUAUUGAUAAUAUCAAGUACAACACAUUCGAAGUGCAGCAAUAUGCCAAUGCAGCCCACGGUUAUAACUGGGGACUCUGGUGCAUGUAUAUAAUCCCUCCCCAGGACUGGCUUGAUAAAGGGGAUGAGUCUGCUCCCAUCAGGACCCCAGCAAUGAUUGGGUGUUCGUUUGUGGUGAACCGGGAGUACUUUGGUGAGAUUGGUCUGCUUGACCCUGGAAUGGAAGUCUACGGGGGAGAAAAUAUUGAACUGGGCAUGCGGGUCUGGCAGUGCGGAGGAAGCAUGGAAGUCUUACCUUGCUCUAGAGUGGCUCACAUUGAACGCACAAAGAAACCUUACAACAAUGACAUUGACUACUAUGCAAAGCGCAAUGCCUUGCGAGCUGCUGAGGUCUGGAUGGAUGACUUCAAGUCACACGUUUACAUGGCAUGGAACAUCCCAAUGACGAACCCAGGAGUUGACUUUGGAGAUGUUUCAGAAAGAAUAGCUCUACGGCAGCGACUGCAAUGCCGGAGUUUUAAGUGGUACUUGGAGAAUGUUUAUCCUGAAAUGAGGAUUUACAAUAAUACAAUCACUUAUGGAGAGGUUCGUAACAGCAAAGCUAGCGGCUACUGCUUAGACCAAGGAGCAGAAGAUGAUGACAAAGCAAUCCUCUAUCCGUGCCAUGGAAUGUCCUCCCAGCUCGUUCGCUACAGCUCCGAAGGGCUCCUGCAGUUAGGGCCUCUGGGCUCCACCGCCUUUCUUCCAGACUCUAAAUGUCUCAUUGACGAUGGGAAAGGCAGGACCCCUACUCUGAAGAAAUGUGAAGACAUUUUGAGGGCUUCACAAAGACUCUGGGAUUUUACACAGAAUGGCCCAAUCAUCAGCAGAGACACUGGACGGUGUCUUGAAGUGGAAAUGUCAAAGGAUGCCAACUUUGGGCUUAGACUCGUGGUACAAAGGUGCUCGGGGCAAAAGUGGAUGAUUAGAAACUGGAUAAAACAUGGUCGGCAUUGACCACUGGAGCUGAGAAGUUGCCACCUCAACUUAUUCAUUGCUCUGUGUGCCAUACCCUCCAAGGCGCUUUUGUUAAAGCAGACUACUGUGAGAAGGAGUUGACUCCCCAGAGUCGUGGACUAUUAGGCACUGAUUCACAAACAGAUGCAGGUGCCCCGUCUCAUAUCUGUAGGUGCCCUUGAAAGCCUCAAGUGAACUUUGAUUUGAUGUGGAAAUUUGGGAAUGAUCAAAAGAGAAUAGAGGAAUGGGCUCCUUGCAGCUCCCCCAGAAGGAUUAAGAGGCACCUGUGUGUGCAGCGAGUUCGAAGGGGAGAUCCCCAUCCUGUACUGCCUCAUUGAAGAGAACCCUUUGAUGAGUAGCUUUUUAGCUUUAAGUUAUUGACUGGUGCACAACUUCUAUGGUGAAAAAUCAUGUGCCUUUUCUACUGUACUUCCUAUACAAGUUGACUGGGAAACCCCAUCUUUUCAGCAUGUCUGAUUCAUUGUACUAAAGAACAAAACCUGUAAAUAAAUAACACUACGAAAUAUAAUAUACUGUACAUUUCAAAGGUGGUUACCUGGGAGUCUCUCUCUCUCUUCUAGCAAGAGCCAGUUCUGCAUAUGGUUACAAGAGGUUCCCAAACGUCAGUCUGCUCAAAAGCAGCAUCUUAGGGGGAUACCUUCGUGUUAGGCACAGGUAAAUGUCAAAAAGUUAACACAGCCCCAUUCUCCAUUUCAUUGUCACCUUUGGGUCUUUCGACCGUCAAAGAAAUCACAAUACAGAACCCGCUCAUUGAUCUCUUUACAGGCAGUUGAGGCGAUAUGGUUUGGCUGUAUAGGAUGUCCCCUUGGCCCAUACUGUCUGAGAGCAUUUACACUGUAAGAUGCUAAGCCUGGAAUAUGCUGUGUGCAGACAGAUGUACCUUUGUAACCACUAGGAGCAUCAUGGAAAGCAGUGGGACCUGUGGAGUACUCACCACUUCUGAAGUUAAGGCCGCUUGUUUAGGCACUUAAUAUGGAUGCGGGGCCCUAAGGAAGCUUUGCAUCCUCUUUAUACAACAUGGCAGUGUGUGGCAUGCCACUGAUCACAAGGACAUGUUUACUGGCCUAACCAGGUCUCCCGAAUAACUCACCCUGAGCCUUUCCUGGCUUGAGAAAAGCCACAAAUAAUAAAUAAAUAACUAAAUCAUCCCCAGGUCCUCCUAGAUUAGAACAAGAAAGGAUCAGCAAACUUAAGAAGUAACCUUUUUAUUAAUG
Messenger RNA from Alligator sinensis (Chinese alligator), 3197 nucleotides. It is a transcript of the gene GALNT9, whose product is annotated as polypeptide N-acetylgalactosaminyltransferase 9. The transcript has 13 exons. Gene Ontology annotation, cellular component: Golgi apparatus. NCBI's taxonomy places the organism in Eukaryota, Metazoa, Chordata, Crocodylia, Alligatoridae. The record is from RefSeq and is a predicted model, not a curated record. The coding region runs from base 325 to 1962 and encodes 545 amino acids.